GCUCUCGCGAUAUUCUGGUGUCAAACGACGAUCAGUCUGCGCAUCGCUGCAUGAAGGCCAACGUCCAAUAGGGAGACGCAUUGACGUCACAGGGUCUCGUGAACAGCAGGACCAAACGAGCAACAUCCCUGAGCUCAAGCCGCCAAAUAACGCAUUGAUUAAAGAUAAGAUGGCCACCUCCUCCUCAUCCAAUUUGGAAGAAGACGAAAGUCUCAAAGGCUGCGAGGUUUUUGUGCAGAAACACAACAUACAGCAGAUCCUGAAAGAGUGCAUCGUCAACUUGUGCAUCGCCAAGCCGGAGCGGCCCUUGAAGUUCCUGCGGGAACAUUUCGAAAAGCUGGAGAAGGAAGAAUGCAAGCAGAUCAUGGCCCGUCAGAAGUCCAACUCGCAGUCGGACUCUCACGAUGAUGAAGUUUCUCCUCCUCCUCCAAAUCCGGUGGUGAAGGCCCGACGCCGGAGAGGCGGGGUCAGUGCUGAGGUCUACACGGAGGAAGAUGCCGUCAGCUACGUUAGAAAGGUCAUUCCUAAGGACUACAAGACUAUGACAGCUCUGGCUAAAGCCAUUUCUAAGAAUGUGCUUUUCGCCCACCUGGAUGACAAUGAAAGAAGUGAUAUAUUUGACGCCAUGUUCCCGGUCACACACAUUGCUGGGGAGACGGUCAUCCAACAAGGUGAUGAAGGAGAUAACUUCUACGUGAUUGAUCAAGGAGAAGUUGAUAAAUCGAGAUUCAUCAGACCAGGCAACAUUUUUCCAGUCUUCAACCGUCCAAUUUUGGUGUAUGUAAACGGAGAAUGGGUGACCAGCAUUGGAGAGGGGGGCAGUUUCGGAGAGUUGGCUCUGAUCUAUGGGACACCCAGAGCUGCCACUGUUAAAGCAAAGACUGACCUGAAGUUAUGGGGUAUAGACAGAGACAGCUAUCGACGGAUCCUCAUGGGAAGCACGCUGAGGAAGAGGAAGAUGUAUGAAGAGUUUCUGAGUAAAGUGUCCAUACUUGAAUCUCUUGAUAAGUGGGAGAGGUUGACGGUGGCCGAUGCCCUGGAGCCUGUGCAGUUUGAAGAUGGAGAGAAGAUUGUCGUUCAGGGAGAACCUGGAGAUGACUUCUUCAUAAUAACAGAGGGCACAGCGUCUGUUCUGCAGCGCAGGUCUGAUAACGAAGAAUACGUUGAAGUGGGCCGCCUGGGUCCGUCUGACUACUUUGGCGAGAUAGCCCUGCUGCUGAACAGACCUCGGGCGGCCACUGUUGUGGCUAGGGGACCGCUCAAGUGCGUCAAACUGGACCGGCCGCGUUUCGAGCGCGUCCUCGGGCCUUGCUCCGAGAUCCUUAAGAGAAACAUCCAGAGAUACAACAGCUUCAUUUCUCUCACUGUCUAACCCGACCAUCUGAAACGUGUGUCUGAGGUCAAAGACCUCCAUCAGGUGACUCGGGUGCCUGGUUGCAUAAAACGAUUUGUAAAGUAAUUCAUCGGUUUUGCUUAAAUCGCUAGCUUAAUUAUAAUUGAGUGAGUUUCUCUGUUUAUUAAAACACGCUGUCGAUAUUAAACACCUAAGUUAUUUUAUGCAGCCAAGCAAUUUGUCGUUUUAUUUUGCAAGAAGCACAAGUGCUCCACUCUUCUGCUCUUUUACUUAAGUGAUUUUUAUUUCCGUAUGUACACUUGGAAUCGACCAGCGCUGUCACAAAGCUUUAUUUGUGCUGGAAAUGAUGUGUCCAGACAGACUGAAAUGAAUAUCUAUGUGGCAUGUGUAAAUGUGUUACAACAUGUGAUGCAUGCAAACCAGAAUGCAUUUCGUACACUUGCCAUUCAAAUCUGUAAUCGACGGUGAAAAGAAAUUGCGGUGGCACAACUAUACGUUUACAUAGUGUAGAAGAGCGCAUGUUUUAAAGGGACAGUUCACCCAAAAAUGAAAAUUCUGUCAUCAUUUACUCACUCUCGUAUUGUUAUAAAUCCUGUAUAAAUGUAUUUUAAGAGAGAUAUUUUAAGGAAUGUUUGUAACAAAACCGUUCAUGAAUCCAAUUCACUUCCAUAGUAUUAUUUUUUCCUACUAUGGAAGUGAAUAGGGCUCAUGAUUGGUUUGGUUACAAACAUUUCUCAAAAUAUAUUCCUUCGUGUUCAUCAGAACAAAGAAAUUUAUAUAGGUUUGUAACAACAUGAGAGUGAGAAACUGAUAAAAUUAUUUUCAUUUUUGGGUGAACUAUCCCUUUAAGCUGUGUGUUUAGCGUGCUGUGUUUAACCCUGCGUUGCGCAGUUUUUUAUUUAUAUGACAACUGUGCUGAAUCUCAUGAAUCCUGAAAUAUUUAUUUAUUGCUUAAAGAAAAUGAAACCUGUUUAUAGGAGCAUUACAUUUUUCUUUAUUAUUUUCGUAACAGUUACGCACUUUAAAACCUAAAUUCUCUCUUAUGCAAAAAAAUAAGAUGCCAAAUAAACGAUGAGCCCCUAAGGGGACAUGGAGAAUUUUUUUUAUAAAGUUUAGUUUCACGUGCACAUUCGAAACUAAACUUUUUUUAAAAAUUCUGCACAUGAAGGUUUUGCGUGAGCACAUGAAAGUUUCACGUGAGCACGGGAAAGUUUAACGUGAGCACAUGAAACUAAACUUUUGAUUUUUUUACUCUAAUGUCACCUUAGGGGCUCGGUACGAUGAUGUAGUCAAAUACCAUAUUUAUACACCAUGGUAAUAUUUGUUGUACUGCCCUUGAAAAUAUUGUAUUACUGAAACUAAAUAGAAAUCACCAUUGCGAAUUCAACAAAGGAAAAAUUACGGGUGAUUAAUCGCAUGCGAAACUAAACUUUGAA
Molecule: messenger RNA, 2790 nt
Organism: Misgurnus anguillicaudatus (oriental weatherfish)
Lineage: Eukaryota; Metazoa; Chordata; Actinopteri; Cypriniformes; Cobitidae
Product: cAMP-dependent protein kinase type I-beta regulatory subunit
Biological process (GO): negative regulation of cAMP-dependent protein kinase activity
Cellular component (GO): cAMP-dependent protein kinase complex; cytosol
Molecular function (GO): cAMP-dependent protein kinase inhibitor activity; protein kinase A catalytic subunit binding; cAMP binding
Source: RefSeq, a predicted model, not a curated record